Molecule: messenger RNA, 2614 nt
Organism: Salarias fasciatus (jewelled blenny)
Lineage: Eukaryota; Metazoa; Chordata; Actinopteri; Blenniiformes; Blenniidae
Gene: rfk
Product: riboflavin kinase
Exons: 4
Coding region: 442-942 (166 amino acids)
Biological process (GO): riboflavin biosynthetic process; FMN biosynthetic process
Cellular component (GO): mitochondrion
Molecular function (GO): riboflavin kinase activity
Source: RefSeq, a predicted model, not a curated record
UUAGUAUUAUGAAUACAUACGUAGAGGUGUCAUGGAGCUACACAUGUAACAUCACCGGCUCCCUGAGACCACCCGGCUUUCACUGAGACCCUCAAACUCCUCCCGGACCUCACUGGAGACCGGACCACGGCCUCCGCGUGCUGCUCAGACACCCCUUCCUCCGGACCGAGCCGCUCCGCGGACCGCGCGCCUCUUUGUCAAGCUAACUGGAGUUAGCACUGCUAGCCUAGCCGCUGAACUUUCACCGUCGCUGGUUCUUCGGACCCCGCAGAACCGGACCGACGAAGCUCGCGGCGAAACUGAACACAGCAGCGCGCUCCGUGCGGCACAACACCCAGACCCGAGGCGCUCUGGCGGUGAGCCAAGUCGGACUUCCGCGAGUCGCUUGAGGUCAUUCGGUGUCGUCCAUCGGUCCGAGGCGGCUGUUGUCGGGCAGCGGUCAUGAAGAGCCUCCCGUACUUCUGUCGGGGAGAGGUCAUCCAAGGCUUCGGGAGAGGAAGCAAGGAGCUGGGCAUACCCACAGCCAACUUCCCGGACGCGGUGGUGGACUGCCUCCCCGCAGACAUUAGCACUGGGAUCUACUACGGCUGGGCCUGUGUCGGGAACGGCGACGUUUACAAAAUGGUCAUGAGUAUCGGCUGGAACCCUUACUAUAAAAACACCAAGAAGUCCAUGGAGACUCACAUCAUUCACACAUUCAAAGAGGACUUUUAUGGAGAAGUGCUCAGUGUAGUCAUGGUGGGCUACAUCCGUCCAGAGAAAAACUUCACUUCACUUGAAGCCCUGAUUGCAGCGAUCAACGGUGACAUCGAGGAGGCCAAGACGAAGCUGGAGCUCCCAGAGCAUCUUAAACUCAAGGACGACAACUUCUUCACAAGUGCCGCCAGCUCGUCCUCAGGCUCGUCCACCUCUGUCCCAACCACGAUUAUGAAUGGUCACUGACAGCUGGCUGGGACAGCAGUGGUCCACCUACAUGCUCGUACACAGGCCAGGAAAACACAGAUUACAUUAUACACACACAGACACACACAGAGCUUUGUGUGAACCUACAGCUUCAUUUAGAAGUCUCUCCACCGCCGUUUUGGCUGCACCGUCAUAAUCAGAACUUCAAUCAGCUUUGCUGUAUGUUUCUUUUACUUCCUCAGCGUCUCUUUAGCAAGGCACUGUUCAGCUUCAAGUAUGGUUUCUGUUGCAGACAGCCAUUCUCUCCAUCGAUUUUGUUUACUUUGUGUACAUAUUUACACCAGAUUGCCUCUUUGGGUUUCACUGGUUUUGCUGUAUUUGGAAUAUUUUGUGAGUGAAUGCUCUGACAGAAAUACAAAUCUUAGGAUGAGGCUGACGACCAGUUCAGGCUGUCUUGUAAUAUUCUGUAUAUAAAGAAUAACCUAAAAGGCUCAGAAACUGGACUCUCAACUCAUCACACUCUUCAGUUCCUGUUUCAAAUGGUUAAAAGAAGCAUCCUGGGCAUUACUAUCUGUAACAGACGAGAUCACACAGCAAGGCCACGUUAUGCAACAGUCAAGCGCAAUGCAAGGCAGCAGUGAUCAAACGAAAUGAUGUGAAACUAGUGAGAUUGAAGUUCCUGGUUCUCUUUCAAAUCCCCUCAUUCAUAAAAUAUCUUUUUAAGUGACCCAUAGUCUUAUAUUGCUGCCCCCUUAACAUGUGUUAAAAAAAAUUACACCAGCCACUGAAUUUGAGAAUUUGAUGCAUUAUUAGUGAAGUAAUAUGAAUUUAUUUAGCGUGUGUACCAAGAUGGAUUAGCAUUUAGUUUCAACAGCGUUGAAUCUGCAGAGAAUUUUCUGAAAAACACCAUCACUGAUUAAACAAGCGGACUGUUAUGCAACUCAUUUUGUUUUUUUAUUUAACACCUCAGUUCCUAUCUCAUCAAGAUAAACCCCAGCUUGUAUAAUUUAAAAAAUGUGAGUGAACCACAAGUCAACAGAUGCCAAUCUCAGAUGUCCUUUACGUCUGUCGUCUAGUUUUGAAGAUUUUUAACAAACAUCUUACAAACUGACGUGAGAGAGCUGAAAGGAAGAAUCCGCUCCUGGUUUGCGUGCGCCUGUACAUUCACUCACAAAGACAACGUCAAGCAGGAUUUCCAAGUGUCCCCAGUCAUCUGAACCUCUGUUAAACCUAUUUUUAAUGAAGAAAAGUGUAAAAUAUAUGUUGUUGACUUAUGUGCUCUAUAACAUUAUUUUAGAGGAUUAUAAAUUGUAUCGAAGAAAGUAAAUAUGACUGCUUUAUAUGAACGCUGACGUCAUGCAAGAGAAGCCAUGAGUCGCCGAUGAGAAGUGCUUGAAUGUUUUCUGGUACCUCUGAACCUCGUUUUGGUAGUUCUGCUUUUUACUUUUUCACCGAUUUAUUUUCAAGAGGGAAAAACUGGACUGAGGUUAAUAAAUGCGAUGAUUUAUAGAACUUGUUCUAGAUUAUAAGAGGGAAUAUUUCAUAACAGACAACAGUUUCAAUAUUCAAGGGUUUUCCAGUCUCACAUUGUUGCACUUAUCAGUUGUAGAUUCUACAGGACCCAUGGUUACUGCAUGUGAAAUUGACGAUUCAGCACUGUUUUUUUCCCCCAUGUGUGUUUAUUUAAUUUACACAAAUAAAUCAUACAAUC